AUGGGCAGAGUGAGAAGCAGAGUUGCCUCUUUGUUCAUAUGGACUUUGGUUGCUGGGAUGAUAUCCCAGAACUUGGUCAUCCCUGUCAUGUCCUCCACUGUUGAAGGCCAGAAGACCUACUACUCUCCAGACCCACAUUCAGGAAGCCCCCCUGGAGGUUCACACAGUACUCCUUCCGAUCCACCAUCACAUGGUGGUGGCUCUCACAGACCCCCCUCUCAUGGAAGCCACCACCCAACACCAUCAUCACCACCUUCCAACUGUGGCACCCCACCAUAUCACAACCCAACUCCAUCGCAUGACCCUGGAACUCCAUCCGAGCCAUCAACACCCUCAACUCCUCCAAGUGGUGGUGGCUACUAUAACUCUCCACCAACUUCAGGAGGCUACAGCCCCCCACCAACACCAGACGUUUUAACCCCUCCCACACCAGACGUUUUAACCCCUCCCACACCAGACAUUGUUAGCCCCCCAAUCCCAUACAUUGGAACCCCACCAACUGACCCAAACACUCCUAGCAUUCCUACACCCCCUUUUCUUCCUGAUCCCAACUCUCCACCGUUUACAUGCAUCUACUGGAGGAACCAUCCCACAGUGAUAUGGGGUCUGUUAGGCUGGUGGGGAACUUUGGGCCAUGCAUUUGGAGUGAAUAGCCUUCCAGGGUUUGGCUCAAGCACCAUGAGCUUGCAGCAAGCGCUUUCCAAUACACAUACUGAUGGGCUUGGUGAACUCUACAGACAAGGAACUGCUGCCUUGCUGAAUUCCAUGGUUGAUAACAGGUUCCAUUUCACAACCAAGCAAGUCAGGGACAGCUUUGUGGGAGCUCUGGGAUCAAACAAAGCUGCAGCAUCUCAAGCCCGUGUGUUCAAGCUGGCCAAUGAAGGAAAACUCAAGCCUAGAGCCUGA
Molecule: messenger RNA, 906 nt
Organism: Prunus armeniaca (apricot)
Lineage: Eukaryota; Viridiplantae; Streptophyta; Magnoliopsida; Rosales; Rosaceae
Source: the annotation of a GenBank genome assembly